Sander lucioperca (pikeperch) is the source of this 3733-nucleotide messenger RNA. It is a transcript of the gene grk5l, whose product is annotated as G protein-coupled receptor kinase 5 like. The record is from RefSeq and is a predicted model, not a curated record. Gene Ontology annotation, biological process: regulation of signal transduction; protein phosphorylation; signal transduction. Bases 434 to 2188 code for a protein of 584 amino acids. Lineage: Eukaryota; Metazoa; Chordata; Actinopteri; Perciformes; Percidae. Gene Ontology annotation, cellular component: cytoplasm. Gene Ontology annotation, molecular function: ATP binding; G protein-coupled receptor kinase activity. The transcript has 16 exons.
GAGGGGGCGCGCUGCUGUCCUUUGGGGUGCGCGCACACAACUCUGCUGUUGUAAUGUGAAAGCUGCGGUGUUCCUGCUGUGUGUAACCCGCUGGACACAGCCCGCCGUACGGACCCGGUUCGCUCCAGAUCCCCCGGCGGAAUCCCCUCUGCACCGGAGAGACUCCGCAGCCGAACCCCGCCGCAUGGAAAGCGUCUGGACUACAAAUGCGCGCACCACAACAAGGAGAACCAUGCCUAGCUGUAACGUUACAUCGCAUGCAAAUCUGUCACAUCCUGUCGUAUCCAUUACGACUUUGAUAUGAGAGGAAUCUGCGACGAGCAGUGAAGAAACAUCAGCCGCUGAAGGACGUUUGUUUCUGCUGCAGAUUUCUCUCUUGUGGAUCCGGAAACCUCUGCGUCUGGGAUUGUGUGCUUUUUUUGUUUGUUUUUUGAUGGAGCUGGAGAACAUAGUAGCCAACACUGUACUGCUUAAAGCCAGAGAGGGUGGAGGAGGAAAGCGGAAAGGGAGGAGCAAGAAAUGGAAGGAGAUCCUUCGCUUCCCACAUAUCAGCCAGUGCACUGAGCAGGGAAACGCCAUCGAGAGGGACUAUGUCAGCAUCUGUGAGAAACAGCCAAUCGGACGGCUUCUGUUCCGUCUUUACUGUGACACCAGACCCAAACUGCAGCGAUGCAUCCAGCUACUGGACGCAAUGGAAGACUACGAGGUGACACCGGAUGAAAAAAGAAAAACCCGAGGGGACCAGAUCAUCAAGACGUUUCUCUCAAAUCAAUCCCCUCAGCGUGUCGACAUAGCCGAGGUUUUUGCAGACCAGUGCAGAGAAAACCUGGAGCUCAGUCCAUGUAAGGAGAUCUUCAGCAACUGCCACAAGGUCGUCCACGACUACCUGAGCGGAGAUCCCUUCCUGGACUACCAGAACAGCAUGUUCUUCGACCGCUUCCUGCAGUGGAAGAUGCUGGAGAGGCAGCCCAUCACUAAAGACACGUUCAGACAGUACCGAGUGCUCGGGAAGGGCGGCUUCGGAGAGGUGUGUGCGUGCCAGGUGAGAGCGACGGGAAAGAUGUACGCCUGCAAGAAGCUGGAGAAGAAGAGGAUAAAGAAGAGGAAAGGGGAGUCCAUGGCGCUCAACGAGAAGCAGAUCUUAGAGAAAGUCAACAGCAGAUUCGUUGUGAGCUUAGCGUACGCAUACGAGACCAAAGACGCUCUGUGUCUGGUGCUGACGCUCAUGAACGGGGGAGACCUCAAGUUCCACACCUACAACAUGGGCACGCCGGGCUUCGAGAGGGACCGGGUCCAGUUCUACGCUGCACAGAUCUGCUGUGGACUGGACCACCUGCACCGGGAAUCCAUCGUCUACAGGGAUCUGAAGCCGGAGAACAUCCUGUUGGACGAUAACGGACACAUCCGUAUAUCUGACCUGGGGCUCGCCAUCAAAGUGCCUGACGGAGAGCCAAUCAGAGGCCGCGUGGGCACUGUCGGCUACAUGGCUCCGGAGGUGAUCAACAAUGAGAAGUACAGCAUGUGUCCUGAUUGGUGGGGCCUGGGCUGCCUGAUCUACGAGAUGACCGCCGGCCGCUCGCCGUUCCGCGCCCGCAAAGAGCGCGUGAAGCGGGAGGAGGUGGAGCGGAGGGUGCAGGAGGAAGAGGAGGAGUACAGCGACAAGUUCACGGAGGACACCAAGGCCAUCUGCAGAGCGCUGCUGACCAAAGACCCGAGGCAGCGGCUGGGCUGCCGGGCGGACGGAGCGGCGGGCGUUAAGGCGCACACGUUCUUCAAAAACAUCAACUUCAAACGGCUGGAGGCGGGAAUAGUGGAGCCGCCCUUCGUGCCUGAUCCCCGCGCCGUGUACUGUAAGGAUGUUUUGGACAUUGAGCAGUUCUCCACAGUCAAGGGAGUGAAUUUGGAUCAAACGGACACGGACUUCUACUCCAAGUUUGCUACGGGCUGCGUUUCCAUCCCCUGGCAGAAUGAGAUGAUAGAGACGGAGUGUUUUCGGGAUCUGAACGUGUUCGGGCCUCAGGGAACCAGACCUCCAGAUCUGGACUGGAACCAGCCACCAGAACCACCUAGACGCAGCCUGCUGGACAGGAUCUUCAGGAGACAUCACCCAGAGGUCUCCAUCUCCCACAGCCGUGUGCAGUCUUCCAGUGUAAACUCUGUGGACUCCAUGUCCAACUCUGCCCCCUAGUGACAGUGUGACACACACACACACACACACACACACACACACACACACACACACACACACACAAAGGGAAGGUGCUCCCAGGGGUUUCCUCGCUGCUGAUUGGUCCCUGAGCCGGAGACCGCCUGUCUAACAGUCAGCCAAUUGGUGGGUUAGCUUACGGGCCCUCAGGACUGGCGAUGGCGGUGAGAACAGCUGAUCUUCAGGGGAUCCACUGUAACCUAAAGAGCGCCACCGGGAAGAGAAGACAAACGGGUCUUGGUGAAUUUUUUGGGUUUUUUUUCCAGAAAAGGAAUUUGUUUUUCACAAAUUUUUAGUCUUUCAGUCUCUUGGCUGUAUGUCGUAUCUCUCCAUCUACUGUAUGUACACCGCUAACUCAUUUCUUUCUCUGCAUUUCCACAUUUAUGCCAACGUGAUUAACAAAAGAAGAUCCUGUAAGUCUUUUAAAACUUUCUCAGAGUAGUGAGUUGGUAUCUUAAAAUAUUUUGUAUAUUUUGAGAAAGCUCAUUAUUUCGAGAUACUAUCGCUUUGGCUACACUGCACGCGUAACGUAUGCAGAACAUUAGCGGCGUGUUAGCGGGGCGUAUGUUGACCGUUAGCGGACCGUUAGCGGAGCGUAUGUUGACCGUUAGCGGAGCGUAUGUUGACCGUUAGCGGAGCAUAUGUUGACCGUUAGCGGAGCGUAUGUUGACCGUUAGCGGAGCGUAUGUUGACCGUUAGCGGAGCGUAUGUUGACCGUUAGCGGACCAUUAGUGGAGCAUAUGUUGACCGUUAGCAGAGCGUAUGUUGACCGUUAGCGGAGCGUAUGUUAACCGUUAGCGGAACGUAUGUUGACCGUUAGCGGAGCGUAUGUGCCGCUGAAUGUAUCUUUUAACCGUCUCCACCUGCAGCGCCACACGGCGUAGGAUUGUGUGAGUCACAGGCGAGACGGAGAGCUUUUGCUUUGGGAUUGUUGUUUUUUCUUCAGUUAUAAGUCAAGAGAUACAGACAGAGAUACAGACAGGCAGGCAGGCAGACUCUCUGUCCGGUGUAAACAGUUUCGUUGAUUAUAGCGGCAGCGUAUUGUUGGAACAUUGCACACGUUACGCUGCUAUGUAGCCGGCCCAGAAGGCAUUAUGAUGACUUACGGGAUCUUUUUUUUUUAAAUAAUAUUGGCAGUAAUUGGCUUCCGUAUAACCUCCCAUACCUCAGAUCACUCCGAAACAUUCAGAAUACAUCGCAUUGCGUAUACACUCAGGCCAAAGAUUACACUUUAUUUUGUUUUGUGAUACUUUUGUCAUGUUAAUUUCUUGUUUUUUGAACCGCAGAAUGAUCCGAAGCCUCUUCCAUUUUAUACUCUCUCUCUCUCUCUCUCGCUCUCUCUCUCUCUCUCUCUCUCUCGCUCUCUCUCUCUCUCUCUCUCUCUCUCUCGCUCUCUCUCUCUCUCUCUCUCUCUCUCUCUCUCUCUAAAUAUGAGCCUGCAGACAUAUCAUAUGCUUAAAGCACACAUACACACAGUACAAACGUUCAGGGCUGGGUUGAAUGCAGAGGGAAUGAGAGGGAGGGUCA